UCAAGUCAUUAUAUCUAUUUUAAUUACGGUAUUAUUGUGUAAUUUAAUUAUCUUCAUUAAGUUAUGUCCACCAGAGCUCGAUUACAUGUAUGAUUUAAGAUCCAUCAUGUCUAAUUCAAGUAUUCCAAGCUCACAAAUGACUGACACUAGUAAAGAUUUACACUGUUCGACGAAAUUGAAUUACCGUACUAUCGGCAUCAGGUGGACCAUCGAAAAUUACGAUGUUGUCUGUAAAACGGUGAAAUUACUUAAAUCACCUGAAUUUCCUGAAAGCGAAGAGGAAUCGCAAAAAUGGUAUAUUGAAUUUGAACCGUUGGCAAUAACUCCAGAUAGCAAAGAAAUUCAGCAUAUCUGUAUAAAAAGAAAAUUUACGGACUAUUUGUAUGUUGAGAUGCUGCUUUGCGUUGAAACUGAGUCAAACCAAAUUUAUAAGGAUUCCUAUGCAUUUGAGCUGUCUAACAGUCGAUACGUAUGCUAUAAGCUAGCAGUGAAAAAAUUAUACAAACAAUUGUUUAAGAAUCAAACUUUAAAUAAAAGUAUAGUAAUUAUAUGCAAAAUGCGAAUUUUCGAUACCACUCAACCCAAAACUGAAACUGCCUCUAGAGAAAACACAUCUUACUUUUUCGAAUCCAGUGAUUUGACUCAAGACAUCUCUAAAUUGCUCCUCAAUGACCAAACGUUCCAGGACGUAACCAUUUCUAUCCAGGGAAAAAUAUUUGGUGCCCAUAAAAAUAUUCUUGCCGCACGCAGUGAAGUUUUCGCAGCAAUGUUCAAACAUGAAAUGUCUGAGAAAUGCAACUCAUUAGUCGAAAUCAUGGACCUGACGCCAGAAGUGGUUCAAAAGAUGCUCAGCUUUAUCUAUACGGAUAAAGUAGACGACGAGGUUUUGAAAAAGACAGCCCCUGAACUUUUAGCUGCUGCGGAAAAAUACAAUUUGCAAAGGCUGAAGGAAAUGUGUGCUGCAGCCAUACACCGAAAUCUGGCUGCUGACAAUGUACUCAAUACCCUCAAAGUUGCUGAUUUAUAUUCGACUUCAAAUUUAAAGAAAGUUGCUUUAAAGUUUUUGGCAUCACACCAUCGAGUUUUAAAAAGUCAGGACGAAUUUAAAACCUUGAUUGCCGAACGUCCACAUCUUACAGUCUAAUUUCUUGAUAUUCAUGAUAACAUUCUAGCAACUUCAAAAGAUAUUUCAUCAGGUAUUGAUUCGUUAUUCAGAAUAAGAGGAUGACAUCUUAUGAAGUUUGGAAUUUCGCUCAAUAUUUUUAUAACAAAAUCUCAGUAUUUAAUUUUUAUCUUGAUUAAUAAAGGAUUUUCAUGUAAUUUCACCCAGUUGAAUCCUAGUCGAAUCACCGAUGCUCAUCUCGUGACCUUUCCUUGUUAGUUCAAUUCCCUUUAAGGAAAGAUACCUAAAAAAAACUUGAGUUUAAUAAAAAAUAAUUACAAUUUGAAUUUUCUU
Molecule: messenger RNA, 1456 nt
Organism: Belonocnema kinseyi
Lineage: Eukaryota; Metazoa; Arthropoda; Insecta; Hymenoptera; Cynipidae
Product: speckle-type POZ protein-like
Exons: 2
Coding region: 86-1144 (352 amino acids)
Biological process (GO): olfactory behavior; proteasome-mediated ubiquitin-dependent protein catabolic process; sensory perception of smell
Cellular component (GO): extracellular region; cytoplasm; nucleus
Molecular function (GO): dibutyl phthalate binding; odorant binding; ubiquitin protein ligase binding
Source: RefSeq, a predicted model, not a curated record